Messenger RNA from Hyposmocoma kahamanoa, 1583 nucleotides. RefSeq names its product collagenase-like. Lineage: Eukaryota; Metazoa; Arthropoda; Insecta; Lepidoptera; Cosmopterigidae. The coding region runs from base 48 to 905 and encodes 285 amino acids. Gene Ontology annotation, molecular function: serine-type endopeptidase activity. The record is from RefSeq and is a predicted model, not a curated record. The transcript is spliced from 7 exons. Gene Ontology annotation, biological process: proteolysis.
UGAAGCGGUAAGAAGAAACAAGUAAACAGUAAAAAAACCUUGCAAACAUGAAGCUGCUAAUUCUUCUGUCUUUGAUUUGUAUAAGUCACAGUAUACCAACAUAUGAGCCUGUGUUUAGGAAUUAUCAUGAGGAUAUUGGUGUGAAGGAAGCAGCUAGAAUAAAAGCAGCUGAAGAAGCUAUGGCUUUCAACGGGGGAAGGAUUGUAGGCGGGAGUCUGGCUUCUCUCGGGGAACAUCCCUAUUUGGGUGGUCUGCAAGUCACUCUUGUGGAUGGCCGCCUAUCUGUUUGUGGGUCGUCGUUAAUCUCAAACACCAGAUUGGUUACUGCGGCACACUGCUGGAAACAUGGCAGUAUUCAGGCUUUCCAAUUCACCGUAGUACUGGGGUCCUUAACGCUCUUCACAGGUGGAACCCGUGUGGUUACGUCUGAUGUCGAAAUGCACGCCGAUUACCAAGAAUCUACACUGAAUAACGACGUAGCCAUUAUUGUAGUACCCUGGAUCGAUUAUAACGAUAAUAUUAAAAAUAUCAAUCUGGCAACCGGUAGUAAUGCCUUCGUGGACGUCAUGGCCACCGCAACUGGCUUUGGAAGAAGUGUAGACAACGGUCCAGUACCACAAAACCUGCAGCAAGUUGACUUGCCGGUUAUCAACAACACAGUUUGCGCGAACGUCUUCGGGCCAUUGGUGAUUCUCGAAUCCACGUUGUGUGCGAGCACAGCGAAUGGUCGGAGCACUUGUGGAGGAGACUCAGGUGGACCUCUUAGUGUCUAUAAUAAUGAAACCUCGGAGCAUCUAUUGAUCGGGGUGUCGUCCUUCGUGGCGGGCAGUGGUUGCUUGAGCGGGUUCCCAGCCGGCUUCGCGCGUGUAUCUUCUUUUGUCAACUGGAUACAGGCUAGAAUGUAAAUUGUAGACAAAUAUUAUUAAAAUAAAUCAGCUACAGGAGAGUGGACCACGUUAACCUAUCGACUUGCUUAUAAAGAGGGGACCCGAGCGUCAUCGAUAAAUUUGAAAAAUAGGUAUCUGAAAAAAGUGUUGCCAUCGCUAUUCUCCUAAAUACAGUGCAGCAAGGACAACUCUAGCUAAGUUUUGUAGUUAGAAAUAAGUAAAAUUUGAAGUUUGGCUCUCCACGAUUUCCUCUUUCAAAAUUAGAUCUAUUUAUCAAAUGUUUGACAUAUACAAUGAGAAAUAAUUGUACCAAGACUCUAUGUUUUCCUUUUUUUUAACGCUUGCCACAUUUAUGUACUAGAAGUCUGUCGGCAAUGACUAAAACUAGGUCAUUUUUGAAGGGUUUCCAGUGCUUUUAAAAAGAAGAUAUCAAAAAAAGGAAAACGUAGAAGCGUAAUACCGGUAAUAUGUUAAUGAAAUGCUUCUCUCGUGUCACAAAACCACACCACUCGCGUCUCUUCUUAUAAUUAAUGUUGUUAAGUGAUUUUUCUUCUAAAUUUUUCUAGUUAUUUUAUUUAAAGAAACAAACUUUGUUAUUUAAGCUAGAGUACAACGUAAUGAUGUUUAUCUAAGACACGUAUGUACACUAUAUGUUCCUUAUAAGUCUCUUAUUUGUUUGAAAAAAUAAAGGCAACC